CGUCUCGUUUCACAAGAUCGCCCGGUGUCGGAACCGAACACCCACCGAACCGGUACCGCUUAGACCCGGUCCGUCUUCGGUUCUGAGGAUGUCCCGCGUGCUGAUCGUCGGCGCGGGCCUGACGGGCAGCUUGUGCGCGUGCCUGCUGAGGAGGGAGCUGCAGAGUAAAGUUCAGAUUGUUGUGUGGGACAAAGCAAGGGGCACAGGUGGCAGGAUGUCCACUAGUCGUCCUCCUGAUGCCUCAUCUCACUCCGCUGACCUGGGAGCUCAGUACAUCACAUCCACACCGGCUUACGCCCAGUCCCACCACAGUUUUUACUCAGAGCUGCUGUCUGCCGGCGUGCUGCAACUCUUGGACUGUCAGGUCGAAGGACUGAAGCAAAAACCUGGAGACAAGAACUACGUGACGCCACGGGGCAUGAGCAGUGUCGUCAAACACUUCCUGUCCGAGUCAGGAGCUGAUUUGUUCCUGGAGCAUCACGUGACCGGCCUGUACCGCCGCGGUGCAUCAUGGGAGGUGGAGCGAACGGCAGGGGGCAGCGAGACGUUCGAUGCCGUCGUCCUGACAAUGCCGGUUCCACAAAUCCUGCAGCUGCAGGGAGACCUGGUGACGUUGAUGUCCACCCAGCAGAGACAGCAGCUAAACUGUGUCCAGUACUCGUCCCGGUUUGCUCUGGGCCUCUUCUUCUCUCCGGAGGUGGUCUUUAGUUUCAGCUGGGGGGCCAAGUACUUCACUGACAGCUGCUGCAUCCGCUACAUCGCUGUGGACAACAGGAAACGCAGCGCAGACGCUGCAGGUCUUGGUCCAUCCCUUGUGGUCCACACCAGUGUCCCAUUUGGUGUAGAACACCUGGAGAGGGACAAGGAGGACGUCCAGCCAAUUAUCUUAGAGGAGCUGCACAGGCUCCUCCCCCAGCUGCCUCAGCCAAUCAGCAUCAAGUGUCAGAAGUGGAGGUACUCCCAGGUGUUGACCACAGUACCUGACUGUCCAGGUCACAUGACCCUCCUGCAGACACCACCGCUCAUCUGUGGCGGCGACGCCUUCAGUCACUCCAACUUUGACGGCUGCGUGGACUCUGCUCUGGGUGUCCUCAGAGCUCUAAAGACCUCGCUUAGGGUCUAGAACACCUGUGGAACUGAUUAGAACAUGAGAGGAACUGAUCAGAACAUGAGAGGAACUGAUCAGAACAUGGGAGGAACUGAUCAGAACAUGAGAGGAACUGAUCAGAACAUGAGAGGAACUGAUCAGAACAUGGGAGGAACUGAUCAGAACAUGAGAGGAACUGAUCAGAACAUGAGAGGAACUGAUCAGAACAUGGGAGGAACUGAUCAGAACAUGAGAGGAACUGAUCAGAACAUGAGAGGAACUGAUCAGAACAUCAGAGGAACUGAUCAGAACAUCAGAGGAACAUCUCUCUGGUCCAGGUCUUUAGAUGUCCUGAGUUUCUUGGUGUUUUGAAGUAAAAACAGUUCUGGACUUCACUGGUCCAGUUUCAGGUUUUUGACCUGAUUUUAA
This is a messenger RNA of Austrofundulus limnaeus, 1516 nucleotides long. RefSeq names its product renalase, FAD-dependent amine oxidase (gene rnls). Lineage: Eukaryota; Metazoa; Chordata; Actinopteri; Cyprinodontiformes; Rivulidae. The record is from RefSeq and is a predicted model, not a curated record. Gene Ontology annotation, molecular function: oxidoreductase activity, acting on NAD(P)H. The transcript is spliced from 7 exons. The coding region runs from base 89 to 1123 and encodes 344 amino acids. Gene Ontology annotation, cellular component: extracellular region.